AUGCUGGGGAGCCUCUGCACUCUCAUCACUGCUCUAACAUGUAAGAGAUUCUUCUCAGUCCUUUACCACACCAUCAUUUCACACACACACACCUCUGACUCUUGUCUUUUUCUCUGUGUGUUACAGAUGUUGAUGCAGUGAUCGUUCUGACCCAGACUCCUGCUGUCCUCACAGUUUCUCCAGGACAAGAGGCUGUUCUCAGAUGUAACAUUCAGAGAUAUGAUGAUAGUAAUGAUGUCUACUGGUACAAACAGGUUCCUGGUGAAGCUCCUCAGUAUGUUCUGAGCUUCUAUCAUUCUUACAGUUCACCUAACUUUGGAUCAGGAUUUUCCAGCAGAGCCAAAAUGGGAUGGCUCUGCUGA
Molecule: messenger RNA, 362 nt
Organism: Xyrichtys novacula (pearly razorfish)
Lineage: Eukaryota; Metazoa; Chordata; Actinopteri; Labriformes; Labridae
Source: the annotation of a GenBank genome assembly